AUGUUAAAGGGUGCUAUACGGCGGCAAAGGAUUCGUGCCUGUUUGUCAGGAUUCCAUGGACCGAAUGUCCGAGCAGCGGUGUAUCGUUCCAAACGAUACUCAGCCACGGCUGCUACAUCCACAAGUACAAGUACCACACAUAGUGGUCCUGGUGCCACCACACUGUUUGGUGGGGGGUCGUCACUGUUUCAGUACCCACUAAUAGAGGAGUUGAAAUCCAGAAACUUGGCGGAAAGCAAAAGCUCCAUACAUGAAAAGUCUUUUGAUCAAAUAGACCCAUCAACUGAUAUUCCAAGUGGUUCAUCCACCAAUUUGGGAUGGUCAUCUUCUUAUGAUCCAGUAGUGAGAUCCCCAUUUGCCAAAGAUGAACUCCAUUUAAAUUCGUUACUUGAAGCCAUGUUAACCAGUAAGAACUUUAAUAGAGCCCAGAAUGUUCUCCAUACGUUAUAUUCUCUCUUGAUGAGUCCCGAUACAUUUGUAUAUUCCCUUAACAGAUACUUGGAAGCAUGGGGUGCAGAAGAAACUGUUAGUUUGGAAGACAUGGAAGGACUCCUCAAAGAUAUGAACAAACGGUACCCUUCAUUAAGGAGAAACAAUCGUACUUAUGCCAUCUUGUUGGCUAAAGCCAUCGAUGAACACGUUCAUAUGGACUUGAUCAGAGCCCUUCCCAGGAAAACAGUUAGAGAUAUGUUAACUUAUGUUGAUGUCAUUGGUGGUGAUGGUUUAAAUACCUUAUUUUCCACUCAAGAAUUCACUCAAGACUAUGUUCCAGAUGAGUUGAUGGAGCUCUUUCAUCUUGUACGAAGAGAAACUGUGACUGAUGAAGACUUACAUUCACCAUCAGCAUCAUCAAUAGUAUCAGCAUCAGCAUCAGCAUCAGCAUCACCAUUAUCAUCCCCAUUAUCAUCAUCCCCAUUAUCAUCAUCGCCAUCAUCUGCAUCAUUAUCAUCAUCCAUAACUUCUUCAAAGGAAACCAUCCCUACCUUGGACAAAGACAGUGAAGAUCUUCUUUCUGUAGACUCUUUCGGGAUGCAGGCCAUCAGAAGUACUCUCUUGGGGUUGCAAGCUGAAUCCUCAGAAUCAGCGAAGUUGAUGGAAUUAAUAGAAGAACUCAAAUCAGAACCUGAUAGUAUCAUUGACCAUCUGCUGGUACAGAAAAGAGAUUAUUUUGCCAUUUAUAGAUCAUUAAAGACCCCAGAACAAAAGAAGAAGUUCAAUGAGCUUCUAGAAUUGCAUAACCGUGAAAGAGAACGGGAAUUAGAAAUCCGUGGUGUUGAUGCCGCAAGAGAAAAGUGGAAACAUGAAUAUGAAGAAUUGAUCAAACGCGGUGCCAUGCAAGUUUCAAGGAACUUGAAUCCACUUUUAUAUCAAUGGUAUUCCGCAUUAUUACCAUAUGUGGUUGAAGAACAAAGACUUUGUAUUGAUUUGGUCAAUGGAGAUGUGAAUUAUGACGAAUUGACUGCUGAAGAGGCCACUCAAAUGAAGAAGAGAGCACAUUAUGCACCAUACUUUGUUUUAAUUAAACCCGAGAAUUUGAGUGUCAUCACUAUUCUUGAACUUUUGAGGUUGAACAGUGUUGGAGGCAUUGCUGAUGGUAUGAGAUCCACAAGAGCAAUGGUCAGUGUUGGGAAGGCAUUGGAAUUGGAUUAUAAGGCACAAGAAUUGUGUAAGACCGAAAGAAAGAAGUAUAGCAAGCUUACUAAAAAUCAACAAGAUUGGAAAAGAUAUUUGGGUACCAGAAAAGAUUCAGAAAAGAAGGAUUCAAUUGUUGAUAAUGAAUGGGGGUCUGUGGUAUAUUCCAAAUUAGGAGGGAUCUUAUUAGCAUUACUUCUUCAUGUGGCUAAAGUGCCUGUUUCAUAUAAGGACGAAGCUACUGGUGAGAAACACAGUAUGGAAUUGCCGGCCAUUAACUUAACAUACCAAUAUUUAUCCGGACAAAAGGUUGGAGUGUUAAGAUUCCAUAAAUCAUUAGUUCGUAUGAUGGGUGGUAAUGAGAUUGCAAACUCUGUUCUGCCUCAGCUAUUACCCAUGUUGGUGGAACCUCGUCCAUGGACAGCUUUCAAUGAUGGCGGAUAUUUGUAUACCCCGAAUCAAGUUAUUAGAAUUAAGGAUUCUCCUGAAACAUUUGCUUAUUUGAAGGCUGCAUCUGAUAGAAAGAAUUUGGAUUUGGUUUAUGACGGGUUAAACGUUUUGGGUAGCACUGCUUGGACCGUCAACAAGAGGGUUUUUGAAGUUAUUGGUCAUUAUUGGAAUACAGGUGAAGAAUUUAUAGAUAUUCCACCAAUUGUGGAAGAACCCCAAAUGCCUCCUUCAAUCCCUCAUAAUGCUGAACCCAUGGAGAAGUUUGAAUACCAAAAGCAAGUUCGGAAGAUUUUGAAUGAAACUGCCGCUUUGAAAUCUCAAAGAUGUGAUAUCAAUUAUAAGUUGGAGAUUGCUAGAGGGUUUCUUGGUGAGAAGAUGUACUUCCCUCAUAAUUUAGAUUUCAGAGGAAGAGCUUAUCCCAUCUCACCUCAUUUUAAUCAUUUAGGUAAUGAUUUAACUCGGUCUUUAUUCCUAUUUUGGGAAGGUAAGGAAUUAGGAGUUGAAGGCUUGAGAUGGGUUAAAAUCCAUUUAUCCAAUGUGUUUGGUAUAGAUAAGGUAUCCCUUGACGAAAGAGAAGCUUUUAUCAAUAAGAAUUUAGACCAUGUCUUUGCAUCAGCAAGAGACCCUCUCAACUAUGAUUGGUGGAAAAAAGCCGAUAAGCCCUGGCAAGCAUUAGCAUGUUGUUUUGAAUUGGAAGAAGCGUAUCAAUUGGAAGAUCCAACAAAAUACAAUUCCCAUAUUCCAAUUCAUCAAGACGGUUCAUGUAAUGGGUUGCAACAUUAUGCUGCAUUAGGAGGUGACAUCGAAGGGGCCAAACAAGUGAAUUUAACUCCUGCUGAUAAACCUCAAGAUGUGUAUCAAUAUGUUUGUAACUUGGUUCAAAAGACUGUUGACAAAGAUGCUGCUGAUGGCAAUGAGAUUGCCAUAUUCUUACAAGACAAGCUUACGCGUAAGGUUGUCAAGCAAACCGUCAUGACCAAUGUUUAUGGAGUGACGUUUGUUGGUGCCGUUGCUCAAAUCGAGAAGCAAUUGGCACAAUACUUCAACAAGGAUGAAGACGAUAAGUUGGCACAACAUGCUAGAUAUUUGACAGGGUUAGUGUUUCAAUCUAUUCGAGAAUUGUUUGAAGGGGCCCAUGCCAUUCAAGAUUGGCUUGGAGAAGCGGCUAAGAGAAUCUCUAAGUCAAUUCGUAUUGACUAUGAAGAAAGUACAGCCAACAAUUCCAACAAACCAAGUCACAUGUCGUCGGUCAUAUGGACCACCCCCCUAGGGUUACCAUGUGUACAACCCUACCGAGUCACUAAGAAACAAAUGGUCAACACCAAUCUACAGGAUGUUGCUAUCACCGACCCCUUUGGAGCCGCACCUGUUGAUGCUCGGAAACAAAUGGCAGCGUUCCCUCCCAACUAUGUUCAUUCCUUAGAUGCCACUCAUAUGCUUUUGACUGCAAAAGAAUGUGGUGAAGAGAAAAUGUCGUUUGCGGCAGUGCACGACUCGUACUGGACCCAUGCAGUUGAUGUCAAUCAAAUGGGUGAAUGCAUUCGGAACAAGUUUAUCAGUUUACAUUCCGACAACUUGAUACGGAAAGUCAAGGACGAAUUCGAAACAAGAUACAAGGGCUUCUUACAAGUUGUGCAUAUUAAAAACGAAUCUCCAGCUGCUAAAGAAGUGAGGAAAGUCAGAAGAGCAUUGGUCAAGGAAUUGGGUCGAGCACUUACGGUUGCAGAUGAAGUGUAUAUCGAAAAGAAGAGACAAGAAUUACUAAACUCUGAGAAACCCAAUGAGGUUAAAGCCGGGCAAGAGUUGAUAACUCCAGUCAGUGUGAUUGAAAAUAUCAACAUAGAACAAGAUAUUGUUUCCAGUUCCUUCCAUAAGGGAGUUCAAGUAUUGAUACCCUUAAAGUUUCCUCCUAUUCCAGAUAAAGGUGAUUUUGACAUUUCCUUAGUGAGAGAUUCGGUAUAUUUUUUCUCCUAA
This is a messenger RNA of Lizanozyma spartinae, 4056 nucleotides long. It is a transcript of the gene RPO41, whose product is annotated as DNA-directed RNA polymerase. The transcript has a single exon. Bases 1 to 4056 code for a protein of 1351 amino acids. Gene Ontology annotation, biological process: mitochondrial transcription. The record is from RefSeq and is a predicted model, not a curated record. NCBI's taxonomy places the organism in Eukaryota, Fungi, Ascomycota, Pichiomycetes, Serinales, Debaryomycetaceae. Gene Ontology annotation, molecular function: DNA-directed RNA polymerase activity; mitochondrial promoter sequence-specific DNA binding. Gene Ontology annotation, cellular component: mitochondrial DNA-directed RNA polymerase complex.